AUGAUAUUAAAAAAGGAUGUAAUAGUUGGGGUAAUCGAAAAAAGAAUAAAAAUAAUAGAGAAGGGCUUCAGGGCACAUGGGAAUUCAGCAUCAGAAAAUGUUCUUUACUGUUCUCUUGCUGACUGUCGUGAUUUAAGUUCACCUUCUGCUUCACAAGCAAAUUCCUCUGCUACCCCUGGACCAGCUGUCAACCUCCCAACUGUCGCUGCAACUGUUCAGGUCUAUGUUGUUGUUCCCCUCGCUGCAACUGAAGAAUGGCAAGCAGCCCCUGCUGCUUCACCCAAUCUAACAACAAUUCCUGUUGUGAAUUCGGAGAACUCUUCAGUUCACAUUGCUAAUUCUGGGUCUCUAAAAAAUGGUACAAAUACUUCAAAUAAACAAGCUCCGGUUGGUUUAUCAUGUGGAUAUAUCCGCAUGUCGGGCAUUCCUUCUACGAAUGAUUCUUUAUCUCAUCCACUUAGUUUCUCAAAUAUGAUUCAUGGAGAGAAUGAUGUGUUCUCAUAA
Lactuca saligna is the source of this 504-nucleotide messenger RNA. Lineage: Eukaryota; Viridiplantae; Streptophyta; Magnoliopsida; Asterales; Asteraceae. The record is from the annotation of a GenBank genome assembly.